GCCACUAGGAUAGGGCUAUCAUUCAUUUCAGGCUAUAUAAAUUCGGCACAUUUCACUUCUAAAUAACAUUCAUUUAUCCUUGCUCAUCUCAAAUACAAUUAAGCAACCACCAUGGAGCUCUCUCUAGUUGUUUUACUUUUUGCUCCUAUUAUUCUGACAAUUGUUGCCAUCUUUGCACUCAGACCGAGAUCAGGUGGUGCCAAAGACCUUCCCCCAGGGAGCUUGGGAUGGCCUAUCAUGGGUGAAACUGUUGAGUUCCUGUUUGGGAAGCCGGAGAAGUUUGUGUUCGAUAGGAUGAAAAAGUACUCUCCUGAUAUUUUCAAAACAAAGAUUCUUGGGGAGGAAACUGCAGUUAUAUGUGGGCCUGAUGGACACAAGUUUCUUUUCUCCAAUGAGCAAAAGCUCUUCACAGCUUUCCGACCUCAUUCAAUGCAAAAACUGUUCCGCUCUUACCAGGCUGCUGCGCCAGUUCAAAUUGCCCGGGAUGCUGAGGCCAAAAUUUUGCGUUCUCCAGGAUUCCUGAAGCCUGAAGCACUGGUGAGGUAUUUGGGGAAAAUGGACUCUAUCACCCAGCAACAGAUGCAGAAAUAUUGGGAAGGCAAAGAUGAAGUGAAGGCCUUCCUUCUUGCUAAGACCCUGACCUUGACUCUCGCAUGUCGUUUCUUCUUGGGCACAGAUGAUCCUGAGCGUAUCUCUAGGCUCGUUAGCAACUUCGAUGAUAUUACCUUGGGGAUGCAUUCUAUUCCUGUAAAUUUUCCAGGGACAAUUUUUUACAGAGCAAACAGGGCGGCAGCUGCAAUCCGGAAGGAGCUAAGAGAAGUUAUAAAGGAGAAGAAAGCUGCCAUGGCAACAGGAGCGCCUAUGCAGGACAUACUUAGUCAUAUGAUUGUGGCCAGUGACCCGUCUGGAAAAUACAUGCCUGAGGCUGAGAUUGCUGAUAAAAUUAUGGGAUUGCUGGUUGCAGGAUACAGCACUGUGGCUACUGCUAUGACUUUCUUCAUGAAGUACGUUGGAGAGAGACCUGACAUCUAUGCUAAAAUUCUAGCAGAGCAAUCAGAAGUUGAGGCUGGCAAAAAGCCAGGGGAAUUUUUGGACUGGGAUGACAUACAGAAGAUGAAGUACUCCUGGAAUGUACUGUAUGAAGUGAUGAGAUUGACACCUCCACUUCAGGGAACCUUCAGGGAGGCGCUCACAGAUUUUAGUUAUGCUGGUCACACUAUUCCAAAGGGGUGGAAGAUAUAUUGGACGGUUAGCACAACAAACAAGAACCCUGAAUACUUUCCAGAACCGGACAAAUUUGACCCUUCAAGAUAUGAUGAUGGAAAUACUUUUCCUCCAUUUACGUUUGUUCCAUUUGGAGGUGGACCUCGAAUGUGCCCUGGAAAAGAGUAUGCUCGACUGGCUAUACUCACAUUCGUGCACAACGUAGUGAAAAGGUUCAAGUGGGAAUUGAUCCAUCCAAAUGAAAAGAUUAUUGGAGAUAUGAUGCCAACACCAGAAAAAGGCCUUCCCAUUCGCCUUAAACGUCACUAGGCUGGCUUCCAUUAUUAGCGAAGAAUCCGAUAUGAGCCAUUAGUUUUUCAUUUUUGCAUUAGACUUUCAGUUUCACCUUUAUUUAAUAAACUUAUACAUCUUCAAACAUAGUCUAUAUAUCCUAAGAAGCGUUCAACUUCAAGCCGAGGGGUGUUGAAAUCGUAAUCUAGCUGUCUUUCUUUUGGUUACAAGGAUUUAGCCACAAGAUCCGACAGUAUCUUUCUUGUCUUAAGACAUGUUUUAUUUUUAAAUUUCUGAACGUCAGAAAUCAGUCAUUCCGUUCUCAUUCAUUCAAUAUAUAUAUAGAUGCAUGUAGUUACUGUAUUUGGAUUCGCUCUACAUUCCACCUUUCUGCUUUGGACUAUUGUAAUGUAUUUGGAGAUAAUAAUUUAAUAAAAAAAAUAAAAGUUCUUUGUAUAAAUCUCACUCUCAAUAAA
This is a messenger RNA of Durio zibethinus, 1970 nucleotides long. RefSeq names its product beta-amyrin 28-monooxygenase CYP716A378-like. Gene Ontology annotation, biological process: sterol metabolic process. The record is from RefSeq and is a predicted model, not a curated record. Gene Ontology annotation, molecular function: monooxygenase activity; iron ion binding; oxidoreductase activity, acting on paired donors, with incorporation or reduction of molecular oxygen. NCBI's taxonomy places the organism in Eukaryota, Viridiplantae, Streptophyta, Magnoliopsida, Malvales, Malvaceae.